AUGGUGAAGCUUGUGUUGAUGGACAAACACCAUGAUGCCUCGACUUCAGACCCGGGAGGCAGUGUGAGUGCAGCAAGCCCUGGGAAAAAUAGGAGGGGAAUAUUGCAGAGGAAAUGGAUGAAGCCAAACAAGUCGCAAGGAAAAGCUGAAAAGGCAUUAGCGGGAGUUAAGUCCCCCGCAGAGAAGCCUGCUCUCAAAAAGGUUCCAUCUGAAAAGAAAAUAAAGAUGCCGCUUAGUGACAAUCGUCGCGUUGACGAUGUUGGUGAAAAUAGCGUGAAUUCCGCGCUUGAUGAAGCCGAGGAUGACGUGCCAGACGUUGAACUGCCGCCUCCUAUGAAGCCGCUACAGCAGAACCCGCCAGCAGUUCUUCAACAGACCCCAACGCCGACAGCUGCAUCGGUACCCAACACUCGCAACUCGUUGGCUAUGGAUGCACUGGAACCUAACGGUGGUCACGCUGAUAUCGCCGAGAUUGAGCAAAUUGUCAAGGAAAAAAUGGAGCAGCAUGGUGGUACGGCCAGCACAUCAGGGCGUAGUGGAGAUGGUGAAGAGGAUGAUAGUUCAACACCUGUUGCUGAGAGCAGGGAUGCCAUUCUCAAAAAGCGUGAAUAUGUACUCAGGGAACUCUAUGAGACUGAAGAAGUGUACGUUUCCGACCUACGCCUUGUCUGCGAGGGAUAUAUGAAGCACAUGAUGGACCCCAAUGCUGACCCUCCGAUCCCGGAAAGCCUUCGCGAUCGUCGCCUACGUAUGAUCUUCGGUAACGUCGAGGCUAUUUACGAAUGGCACCGCGAUAAAUUUGUACGCGAGCUGGAGGCCUGUAUCGAGUCGCCAGAACUGUUGGGGCCGCUUUUCCGACGGUUCCUCGAGAAGAAAAUGUUCCUAUACGAAGCGUAUUGCCGUAACAAGCCAGUCUCCGAGUACAUUGUGUCUGAACACGAACAUUACUUUCAAGAAUUGAGACACAAACUGGGACACAAGCUACAGCUGGGUGAUCUACUGAUCAAGCCGAUCCAACGUAUUCAAAAGUAUCACUUGCUGGUGAAGAAGAUCCUCAAAUACUCGGAGACUGCGAACGAGCCGGCAAUUGUUAUUGAUUCGCUUCUUGACGCUGUGCAAUGCACUUCAAUUAUUCCGAAGAACGCCAAUGACAUGAUGGAUGUCGGACGCCUUCAGGGAUUUACGGGCAACAUAGCGGCGCAGGGCAAACUAUUGUUCCAAGAGGGGCUGAUAGUUUCUGAAGCCACUAAUGAUAAAGGAAAAGAGUUGCAUGUGUUUCUAUUUGAACAGUGCAUGAUCUUUACUGAACCCGUCGGCAAGCGGACACAGUUUACAAGCCCCACUUACCAUUACAAGGCGCAAGUGCAGGUGAACAAAAUGCGUUUGGAGCACGAAGAUGGCGCCAAUUUGUUCAUUGUGAAAUCUAAUUCGAACAAGCCCCGCUCUUUCUACUGCCGUGCUCCUGACGGGCGCCUUCAACACUGGAUUAAGACACUUUCCAGUAUUCUUGAGUCGCAACUGAAUUUUGGAAUGAGACUUGAAAACCCUAGCGCGUUCAUGAACGAUGAACCGCCACGUGAACCUUCCGCUGAUUGUUGGUGGGCGCUUCGAAAGGCUGAGAGCGUGUCGCCAUCUUUGGGUGACAGACAAGAAUUAAUUCCAAGGACGCAACGUCCGCACGCUAAAGCGAACACUAUUAAUCUUCCAACGAGCGCAAGAGACGAUCACAAGAAAGCCAGUUCUGCCGUGAGCCCAACUUCACCGCCUCACGCCAAUGGUCUGUCAAAGCGAGCUUGGGGCCUGAAGCUUCGUCGAGGCGGAAGUGGCGCAGGCGAACCGAGUGACGGGCUGGUCACUGAGUUACGACCGCCUGAGCUGAUCGAGCCAGCUACAGACGUGACGGUCGCGCCAGGGGCCUCUGCAGUUCUUUCUUGCCGGGCUAACGCCACACGUGCCACAGCUUCAUGGCGUAAAACUGCACCUGAAACACGUGCGUUACGACACGGCGGUCGUUUCGCUAUUAGCCUUGCAGCGGACGGACUGGCGUCUUUAGUCAUACACGCUUGCCGCGCGUCUGAUGCUGGUGUUUACUGCUGCCUUGUGGGUAACGAGCUGGGUGGUGUGCAGACAUCUGCACGGUUGACUGUUGGCUCCGGUGGCACACCCGGUAUUCCUGCUGUGCGAGCACACCCCGGGGGUGGACUUGUAGUGCAUUGGGAUGAACCUGAAGCCGCCCAUCUCGAAUAUUGUCGUUUCGGCGAAGGCGAGUGGCGACGAGCGACAGAAACACCUGCUGCUGCAAAUACUUUGGCUUUAGAAGAACUUCCCGCGGGCCAAUAUAGCUUUCGCCUUAUCUGCGCUCGUAGUAGUGCAGCAGGCGCGGCGUCUGACCCAGCAACGUGUGGAGGCGGUGGAGGUUGGCAAAGAGAACAAUUUUCAAGAAGAUACUCUAUUGAAGAAGAGAUUGGCCGAGGUCGUACAGCUCGCGUGUUGGCUGCCCGGGAUACUGGGACUGGACAGCGAGUUGCUUUAAAACAGGUUGUAGCAGGCAGGGGUGCAGAUGCGAUGCGAGAAUACCGUAUUCUAUCGGGUGGAGCUCACAAUGCAGUCGUGCGGGCACUGGCUCUGUUCGCGGAAGUACCAAGAGCCGGUGCACACACUCUAGUACUGGAGCUAGUAGCUGGCGGCCCGUUACUUGACUACGCUGCUGCUAACCCGCUCGCGUAUACACAACGCGCAGUCGCAAUGCACACUAGACAAUUGCUCUCUGCCCUCGAUUGGCUUCAUUCCAAUAAUGUUGCACAUCUUGAUGUCCGGCCUGAGAACAUCCUUGUGGAACUCAGCGGUAGUCAACCUCAGCUCAAAUUGGUGGACUUCGGAUCGGCUAUAGAAAUAAACACGGAAACAGAAGGGUGUCGUGGCACUGUAUUACCGCCUGCGCCCGCCCAACUUGAGUUUGCGCCCCCCGAGUGCGUCCUUGGCCGUCCGCCCGCCCCCGCAUGGGACGCUUGGGCGGCUGGGGUCUUUUUAUAUGUGUUCCUAACUGGGCUAUCACCAUUCCUGGACGAGUCUAUAGAGGAGACAACAGCAAAUAUAAUUAAAUGCGAUUAUUGUUUUCCGCCGGAACAUUGGUCGGGGAUAGAGGAACGCGCACAAACACUUAUUAGAUCUCUUCUAGACUCGACACCAAGUCGUCGACUUACACCUAAGGACGCCCUUACGGACCCCUGGUUUGAUGAUGCACCAAGCUCAUGUCUAUCAGCAACACAACUCAAGACGUUCCUCGAUCGACGGCGACCCUCCGGCCACGGUAACGCACUUCACUCUUUGCGCUCACCCAACGACACUUGA
Messenger RNA from Pieris macdunnoughi, 3351 nucleotides. Lineage: Eukaryota; Metazoa; Arthropoda; Insecta; Lepidoptera; Pieridae. The record is from the annotation of a GenBank genome assembly.